AGCACAGAUACUGGUUUGUCAUAGUCCUCUGAUGGCGGAUUCAGAUUUGAAGCUACUCUCUACAACCAUCACACGAGCAGGCGGUGUCAUGACGUUAGAAGCAAUACUGACUCCACAAGUCGUCGCUGAUUUGACAAAGAAGGAUCUGCCUUCCUUCAAAGAACUCGUGGUUCAUCUAUACACAAACCUACUACCAGCCCCGUCAGCUCCCGUAUCCCGCCAGAGCUUCGCCCGUAUCAUUUUUUCCUGCGUACAGGCCAUCAUUGAAAAUACUUCCAUCUCCACUGUCAAAAAAGUCGAGAAGUUACUGAAAUUCUGUUUUAGCGUGGGAAUUGGAAGGCAGGCCUAUCCGCUUGUUCUGGAUCAAAUCCUUGUUGAAGGCGCGGUGAAUGAUCCGGAAGGAAUACAUAUUUCAAGGAUGUUCUCGUUCCAAUGAUCAUACAUCUUUGAUCUAUCCUGACUGACCAUGGCAUCUCCUGAUAGGACAGCCAUGUAAGAGGCUCUGCUCUAUGGUAACACAACAGUAUACACAUCAUCAUCGAGAAGCUCGAGUCAGCAUCAGAUUUUGGAGCCGCAUUCAAGAAUUUCAAUAUGAGCCAGAGGUAUGCAUAUGACUGACUUGAGAGUCAAAUCAAAAAUUUAAUAAGCCAUCUCUAAAGAAGAAAGAGAAUGUGGACAUGGAAGAGACAACAG
Molecule: messenger RNA, 693 nt
Organism: Guyanagaster necrorhizus
Lineage: Eukaryota; Fungi; Basidiomycota; Agaricomycetes; Agaricales; Physalacriaceae
Exons: 3
Coding region: 32-436 (134 amino acids)
Source: RefSeq, a predicted model, not a curated record